AUGGGUCCGAGGAGCAAGACGACUUGGUUACCCAGGAAGUACUCGGGUACGAGAAGGGCUGCUCUCGCAACCUGGGGCGGAGGAAACGACGUUCUGGAGACUCGCAGCCGGCCUCACCUCUCUGGAUCUGCGAGCUCUCCAGCCGCCAGCUUCUCCAGUUGCCACAACUUCCGGCCCCGAAGCCCCUCCCCCCGGCUCCGUGGCUGUCUCUCGGGUCCUCACUGCGGAAAGGUGACUGCGGCGGUUGCCGUGUCUGCUCAGGCGUCGGACCAGGAGCUGCCACGUCUUUGGGACCGAAGAGAGGCCACGACAGGGUGCUAAGGCUCAGCCAAGCGCCGCGUGGUCCCGCCGGCGGGGUUGAAGCAGCAGCGGCCGGACGCGGGGCACGCAGGCGCGCGCGGGGCAGGCACGGCGGCGGAAGUGUAGGCACAGCUUGGCCAAGCCGUCUAGGAAGCCGAGGCGGGUCGCCCAGCUGGGGCAGUCGGAGCCCCGCCAGAGCGUCGGGAUUCAGCUCCGUUUGCCAGCGCGAUGCCUCUGUUCACUGCCAACCCGUUCGAGCAAGAUGUGGAAAAAGCUACAAAUGAGUACAACACCACAGAAGACUGGAGUCUGAUCAUGGACAUCUGUGACAGGGUUGGGAGCACUCCCAAUGGAGCAAAAGAUUGCCUAAAAGCCAUAAUGAAAAGGGUAAACCAUAAGGUCCCUCAUGUUGCUCUGCAAGCAUUAACCCUUCUUGGAGCUUGUGUGGCAAACUGUGGAAAGAUAUUUCAUUUAGAAGUAUGUUCCCGUGAUUUUGCAACGGAAGUACGUGCUGUGAUAAAAAAUAAGGCUCAUCCUAAAGUAUGUGAAAAACUAAAAUCUCUAAUGGUGGAAUGGUCAGAAGAGUUCCAGAAGGACCCCCAGUUUAGUCUGAUAUCUGCAACUAUUAAGUCUAUGAAAGAAGAAGGAGUCACUUUUCCCUCAGCAGGUUCCCAGACUGUCUCAGCUGCUGCCAAAAACGGGACAUCAUUGAACAAAAACAAAGAAGAUGAGGACAUAGCUAAAGCUAUUGAGUUAUCGUUGCAAGAUCAGAAGCAGCAGUACACAGAGACAAAGGCUUUAUACCCACCUGCAGAGAGUCAGUUAAAUAACAAGGCUGCACGGAGAGUCAGAGCUCUAUACGACUUUGAAGCUGUUGAGGACAAUGAACUCACUUUUAAACAUGGUGAAAUUAUUACUGUUUUGGAUGACAGUGACGCCAACUGGUGGGAAGGAGAAAAUCACCGAGGAACAGGGCUCUUCCCCUCCAACUUCGUAACUACUGACUUAAGCGCAGAAGUUGAGACGGCAACAGUGGACAAAUUGAAUGUAAUUGAUGAUGAUGUGGAGGAAAUGAAGAAGUCAGAACCCGAGCCUGUUUAUAUAGAUGAGGGUAAAAUGGAUAGAGCCCUGCAGAUUCUCCAGAGUAUUGAUCCAAAAGAUUCAAAACCUGACUCCCAAGACCUCUUGGACUUGGAAGAUAUUUGCCAACAAAUGGGUCCAAUGAUAGAUGAAAAACUUGAAGAGAUUGAUAGGAGGCAUUCAGAACUGUCUGAGUUGAAUGUAAAGGUGCUGGAAGCUCUGGACCUGUACAACAAAUUGGUGAACGAAGCACCAGUGUACUCCGUCUAUUCAAAGCUGCACCCAGCACAUUACCCGUCCUCAGCAGCCGGGGUUCCAGUGCAGACAUAUCCAGUCCAGUCGCAUGGUGGAAACUACCUGGGUCAUGGCAUUCACCAAGUAUCUGUUGCCCAGAACUAUAACCUAGGCCCUGAUCCUAUGGGCUCGCUGAGAUCGCUGCCUCCAAAUAUGAACUCAGUAACAGCACACACCGUCCAAGCUCCAUAUUUAAGCACUGGACAGGACACUGUUUCCAGUCCUUCUUACAUGAACCAGAGCUCUCGUCUUCAGGCAGCUGCUGGUACAGCUGCUUACACACAGCCCAUGGGGAUGGCUGCAGAUGUGUCUUCUUUCCAGAACACAGCCUCCAGUUUGCCUCAGCUGGCUGGCUUUCCAGUGGCAGUUCCUGCACCUCCAGCUGCACAGCCGCAAGCAAGUUACCCGCAACAGCAGCCACUCCUUUAGAGACACACCAGGACCUGCAGAACGUCUUCAUGGGUGUGCCACUUAACCCAGGGGAUUCUAAUCUGAAAUAUUAAAAGUUUCCCCUCUCAGUCAAAGAGAACCGUGAAUAAAUAAAGCACAAGACCCCACCUUACCCUGAAGGCCAUAAAAGGUUUUUUUGUUUUUUUUUUUUUUCCAGUCCAGUUCGCUUGAAGCUGAUCUUUUGGUCAAAGGCAGCUUGGGUGUUCUGAGUUAGUCUGGCUGUACUUUGUGGGUCCUCAUGGAGUAGCCUUAUGACACUACAUGGUAUGAAGUAGGAUGUAGAAUUUUCUCUUUAAAGAAACCAUUGUUUCCUCUUAAGAUGUGAUUUGAGGAGCACUGAAGACCUUUAAACAUUUUGUCUGCGCUCCCCUCCAUACCCCCCGAAUUUCCCACACCCUGUUAUUUUAAAAGGCGAACAUCUCUUAGUGCAAGCCUUUAGCUUGCCAGCAUAUUUCCUGUCGGCUCCUUAAAUUACAGUUGUGUUUGCAGUACUGUCAGCUUUGCUCUCAGUGUAAUGCUGAGUAGUAAUUAGCAUAUACUUGACUACAGAAGCAGGAACAAUUUGGAAGGUAUAAAAAUGUUUUCUGUUAUUAACAGUGAAAACCAUCUUAAAUGCAAAUAUUACGAAGCAGUUAGCCAGUCCUCUGACAGCCGAGGGCCAAGGAAUGCCACUUGAGAUGUUAGCCUUCCCCAGGGAGGGCAUUCUCUCAUGCUAGUGUCCCUGGUAUUUAGAAUUGUUUUCUAGUGACUUUGACAGAUGUCUAAUGAAGGUACUGACCUUUGGAUUUCCUGCCACCACACAUGCAGGCACUGCACUUCCUUCUUAGGGAUUCUCAGUGACAUCUGAGCCAGGAGACAUGCCCCAUGAUCUGAUGUGAUAGAAACCAUCAUGAGUGUUAAUUGUGAGGUGGGUGUUACUUUCUUACAGAAGUGAUUGACACUCCAUUGGAAAGUUGUCAUCGUGCCAAGCUUCCAGGGGUCAUCGUGAAGGGAGUGUGCAUCCCCUCAGAAGUAAUUCUGAGCCUUGCAGGAACAACAGGCAGCAGUUGGUGGACACAGAGGCUGGUGGGACAGCGGCCAGGCUGCUUUUCUGAAGCUCAUGUUUUAAAUUAGUUCAUAGUACAAGAUCCCACAUACUGUAAGAAUUGGUGAUAAACCCAUAGGGAUUUUUUUCUCUUAAAACUUUGCACACUACUUUAUUAUAUCAACUUUUUACACAACACAAACUAGAAAACAUAUAUGCACAUGUUUCAGAUCCAUGAUAUUUACACUGGGAAAUGUUCUAAACUGAAUUUUUUAAAAUUUAAAGUUUUUUGCAUGAAUGCACUUCUAUAUAUUUUUUAAGCCCUUAAUCUUUAUUAAAAAUCCAUUGGGAGACAAUUUAAAAUCUUGUCAUUUAUCUUUUUACAGAUACUUGGUUAUAAGUAUGUUAUUUUUUCAAAGAAACUUUAUUCUAGAACCUACUACUGCAUAAAAUAGCCAGCACAGAAGAUCAUAGGCAGUCCCUGCAAACCUGUAUUUUGUGAGUAUAUGGUUUUCAGAUACAGGACACUGGAAGAGUUUCAGUCCUUAGCCCUCAUGUUCUGUUUUUAAUGCAACCUUUUCCUCUCAGCUGAACUUAUUGAUGUUCUUACAGGAUAAACUGCAACACACAGCACCUUACUGUUUCCAGAACAAACUUCUGCUCUUUAAAAAUUAAGUAAAUAAACAUAAAAGUCCAGAGCUGCUCUUGAUAACGUUUGUGUAGAUAGAUGAGCACGUCUUCCCUUCCAAAGUGUUUAAUAAGCUCGUGCUGGUGUUUGUGCACUUCAUGUUCAGUUAUUGUGUAAAUUAUAAAAGCCUUAUCUAGUCAGUGUAAAUACCGCAUACUUGUUAAGUGGGGACUAUCCAGUAAAGCUCAGCUGUUUUGGAAUAAUAAAACAUGCCACACGGCCUGUAUAUAAAUAGUGUAUAUUGGUGUUUGUGAAGUUUAAUAUAUGCAGAAAUUUUUUCCUCCUACAUUUUAUUUUUUUCCAUUCAUAAAUUUGUGUUGUAGAGUUAUUGUUAGCCUAAAAUGAUAUUAAAUCUGUAUUGAUCUGAUUUCAGUAUUAAUAUGAAAUGUAAAGAUAUAUAUUUUCCCAUGAUCCUAUUGAACUGUACUUAUUUUAAGAUGUUUGUAGCUAUUUAUUUUCUGCCAAAGGAAUAAUCUACCUUCAUAUUUCUACAUUGGGUUCAUAUUUAGUGUUUUCUAACAAAAAAUUUUUAAAUUAAUUUCAUUUUUCAUAUAAAUCUUGAUAUAUUAGAAAAUUCCUAAAAAUAUAUAGAAUUUUAUAGUAUAAAACAUGUUGGAAAAAUUAACAGUCAGCCAAUGUUGUCUUUUUAUUUGGUAAUUUGCUUACAAAAUUACCUGCACAUUAUCUUUUUGCCUAGCAUUUAAAUAUGUGUUUCCAUUAUGCUAUUUCCAGUACUUGAUAUUUGACUAAUGAUUGUACUGUGUACUGAAGAUGAUAAUAAAGUUUCGUCCACAUUUUGAAAAACAAUUGUAAAUGUGGCUGGUCUACGGAUAUAACUCAGUGAUAGAGUUUGUUCUUCACCCCUCAACAUUGCAAAAUGGGGGAAGACGGCCUUAGGGAUCUUUUUGACUUUUAAAGAAGUUUUACAUGUGUCAGGUAUAUAAGUGUUUUGUCUGCAUGCAUAUCUAUGCACCAUAUGCAUGCCUGGUUCACGAAGAGGCCAGAAGAAGGCAUAGAUCCCCUGGAACUGGAGUUAGAAAAGGUGAGCAGCCUGUGUGCUGGCAGCUGAGCCACCUCUCCACCUCUGGAAACUCUUUAAAAGCUAUUCCCAGUAAAAGACAAAGUGUAAGGCUCCUGUCCACUCCAGGGCCAGGGUUUGUUGAAUUGUUGCUUUAGUGUAACAGCAACGUUGUUCUUAAGGCUAAUAAAUUAUAAAUAACAGCACCAACUUAAUGAUUCUAACAAAAGGUUGAUUCCUUUCUUAACUACUUCAAUUUUGGCUCAUAGAUAAAAGGGAGGACUCAGCUUGAUUUUGAGCAUUUGUUUGACUUCAUUGUUUUCUUAAUAAAGUUUCUGGGUUUUUGUUUUUCCCCAGAGGAAAAAUUACUAUAAAUUUGUGAAGCUAAGUUUGAAUUUGAGAGGUUUUUUUUUAUUUAUUUAUUUUUAAUGUAGCUUACUUAGAAUGUGUGUGACCUUACUUGAAGUGAUCUGAAGGUAAAGGAUUCUUGAGUGGAACCAUUCCCACCAAGGAUGGACUCUGAAUCAAUGAUGGUUUCUUCCUACGAAGAUGGGAAGCAGGACCCAGUGAAGGAAGCUGCAUUCAGGAGGAGACAGGCCGCACUGCUUGAGGAAAGAAGGGGCUGCCUGGAACCACACAAGCUGGACACGGACAGGACUUCUCCCUGAGCCUUUGAGGGAACAUGUUCUGCCAACCACACUUGUGGACUUUUAGCCUCCAGAGCUGGGAGGAAAUCUGUUUCUCCUGUUUAAGCUUCUAGCAUUAUGGCAUUCAAUUACAAGGUCCCAGGAAAUUAGCACACAGGUAAACAUACCCAACAGUUCUGGGUACCCUGCACUUGGAACUAUCCAAGAUUGCUUAAAUCAUGUUGGCAUACGAGUUGUGAAAAGUGUAUGUAAUCCAGUGGGCAGUUAUUUUCACCCUCGCUAAACCACAAUGAAAAUGCAUGAUGAUAGAUGACUCUAAAACCCCUCCCCGCUAACACAUAAUCCCAUUUUUAAUGAUGUGUUUCCUCACCUCUGUAUUUGAUCCCUUUAUUGCCAGAGAUGUUCGAAGGUAACGGUUACCUGAUUCUGUGCUUGCUGUCCACUCCUUUGCCCAUCAUGAGUAGGAAUUUAGUGGUAAGAUAAAUUAUUUAAAGGCAAACAGGAGCAGAACUGGAUGACAAAGGCUACUCAGCAAUGGAGAUUUGUGGUAAAAAUUAAAAAAAAAAAACUUUUUGUUUUGUUUUGUUUUAAGACAGGGUUUCUCUCUAUAGCCCUGGCUGUCCUGUAACUCACUCUGUAGACCAGACUGGCCUCGAACUCAGAAAUCCUCCUGCCUCUGCCUCCCAAGUGCUGGGAUUAAAGGCGUGUGCCACCACUGCCUGGCCUAAAAAAAUAUACUGUUAAAAUAAGAGAGCACCUACUUGACAUUUGGUAUAGGAAGCAGUGACAUCUUUUUCUUUUCUUUUUUUUUUUUAAUUGAUGUGAAGUUCACAUAAUAAAGUUAACCAUUUUAAA
Mastomys coucha (southern multimammate mouse) is the source of this 6356-nucleotide messenger RNA. RefSeq names its product signal transducing adaptor molecule 2 (gene Stam2). Gene Ontology annotation, molecular function: ubiquitin binding; phosphatidylinositol binding. The record is from RefSeq and is a predicted model, not a curated record. Gene Ontology annotation, biological process: signal transduction. Gene Ontology annotation, cellular component: endocytic vesicle. The transcript has 14 exons. NCBI's taxonomy places the organism in Eukaryota, Metazoa, Chordata, Mammalia, Rodentia, Muridae. The coding region runs from base 529 to 2103 and encodes 524 amino acids.